Phalacrocorax carbo (great cormorant) is the source of this 1839-nucleotide messenger RNA. The record is from RefSeq and is a predicted model, not a curated record. Lineage: Eukaryota; Metazoa; Chordata; Aves; Suliformes; Phalacrocoracidae.
UUCCACCGUCACUUCCGACGCGACGGCCGCGCCGCGGUGACGUCUCCGGAACGCCAUGGGGGCUCGGCGCGCGCUGCACUUCGUCUUCAAAGUGGGCGACCGGGCCCGGAGCGCGCGCUUCUACCGCGAGCUGCUGGGCAUGAGCGUUCUGAGGCACGAGGAGUUCGAGGAGGGCUGCAAAGCCAGCUGCAACGGCCCUUAUGAUGGAAAAUGGAGCAAAACUAUGGUGGGCUACGGACCAGAAGACAACCACUUUGUUGCAGAAUUAACUUACAAUUACGGUAUUGGAGAAUAUCGCCUGGGCAAUGACUUUCUGGGCAUAACGCUUGUGUCCAGCCAGGCUGUGAGCAACGCUAAGAAGAUGGGGUGGCCCCUCAAAGAAGUCACGACUGGUGUUUUUGAAGCUGAAGCCCCAGGGGGAUACAGGUUCUACUUGGAAGACAAGGAACAGCUCAAGCAAGAUCCUGUGCUGAAGGUAACCUUGGGUGUCUCUGAUCUGCAGAAGUCUGUUAACUACUGGUCUGAUUUACUUGGGAUGAAAAUAUAUGAGAAGGAUGAGGAAAAACAAAGGGCUUUGCUAGGCUAUGCAGAUAACCAGUGCAAGUUGGAGUUGAAGACGGUUGGAGGAGCGGUGGAUCACGGGACAGCGUUUGGGCGGAUUGCCUUCUCCUGUGCAAAGGAUGAGUUGCCAAACAUUGAAGCGCUGAUGAAAAAGGAGAAUCAGAAAAUUUUAACACCUCUGGUGAGCUUGGACACACCCGGCAAAGCCACAGUGCAAGUGAUUAUUUUGGCUGAUCCUGAUGGCCAUGAAAUCUGUUUUGUGGGAGAUGAAGCAUUUAGAGAUCUGUCCAAGGUGGACCCUAAUGGUGGCAAGUUGUUAGACGAUGCCAUGGCGGCGGACAACAGUGACAAAUGGUUUGCUGCGCAAAAAAUGAAGAAGGCUGCUGCUUAGCUGGAGAAAAGGACUGGGCUGCUUCUUCGUGCCUCUGUUUUCAUCUGAGCGAAAUGCCGAUUCUGUGUCACGUGUUGCAUUACCCCUUCUAGUAAGAGGGUGCAGUAAUGUCCCAUGCUGGUCGACUUGUUUGAUUUAAGCUUGUGUCUGUUACUGCUGCUCCCUCCUUUCAAGCAAAUAGCAUGUUCUUCCUCAAAAAAAAUUAGGUUGUGUGGUAAGGAGCAGACUGAGCCUGUGGCUUCAGAAACAGGGGCCAUCAGCCAAGAGGAAAAACUCAUUUCUCUGUUAUUGUUGUUAUACUUGGAAGCUGCUAGAUUUGUUAGAAUAUCCAGUUCUCUAACUAACUGGCUUUGGCUGGCCUGGAUUUGCAGCUUAGAGAAGAGGUAGCUGAGGCUGUAUCGCAUCGCAGGUACCCCGCUUCUGUGGCAAAGUGUUGGGCUGAGGGGGAGGGCUGCGUACGGGGAACUCGGGCAGUUCAGCUGUCGUAGUGCAUGACUGUAUAUUGGGAACAGAGGAAUUGUCUCGCUAGAGCAUGUGAGUAUUCUCGUCUGGAACAAAUCCUGUUUUCAUUCCAAGAUGUUUCCCCAGCUUUUGAAGUGAAACGUUCACUGGAGAAGCCCGUGGUGCGUUUCUCACUGGGGUCACAGUAUUGAGCCUCCCACAUUCCAGGCGGGAGCUGGGGCCGUGCUUCGGGGUGCAUAGCAGCGCUGCGCCCUGCUGAGGUGCCGGGAGGCGACUUGAUUUCAAGUAUAUCAUGGAUUUGCAAUUAGCUUUUGAUGAGAAAUCGCCUUUGGAAGUAACAGUUUGGGGUUUAUUCUGUUGGAAUGAAGUCACUCUGCUUUUGCUAGUGGAAUAAGGGCUGGGAAUAAAGGGAGCAAUUACCAGCA